Messenger RNA from Microdochium trichocladiopsis, 916 nucleotides. RefSeq lists its product as uncharacterized. The record is from RefSeq and is a predicted model, not a curated record. The transcript is spliced from 2 exons. NCBI's taxonomy places the organism in Eukaryota, Fungi, Ascomycota, Sordariomycetes, Xylariales, Microdochiaceae. The coding region runs from base 42 to 446 and encodes 134 amino acids.
CUACAACUCUCGAGAAGCAAGGCCCUUGAGGGACAUCUGUCAUGGCAUUAAAAGGCUCAGGCAAGCCAGCAAAGAAAGUACAUAAAGAACAUCUGCCGAACAUAUCGUCUCUGGAUCACAAGAGCAAUAGCAACGAAUUUCUUCAUAGUCAUCGACAAGAACACAUACACCUCAUUACACAUAUCCCGCUCUACAUCCUUGUUGACCUACAAGACGAAAUGCCUUCCGACCACGCCACCACCACGCCCAGCAACGCCGAUUGCGCCGGCAGCACCUAUACCGACACUGACUCUGUGUGGUCAUACGACGCAAAGACCGAGAAGGCCUCUGGUUCGGCCACCACCAGAAAGCAGUCCGCUGCUGCCACGGACAGCAAGCUGACGCCCGAGCAAGUCGCCAAGUUCAAGAAGACGAGCAUGGAGAACGUCUUCCGGAUCAUUGGUUAGAACGCUGCAAGGAAACAUGACGAUCUUUCCCUCGGCAGUCUUUCAUACUGGGGCAUGGCGAUGCGCCCCAGCUCCAGAUCUGGCGCGCGGAAUGACUCCUUGGGGAGAGACACUUCUGGUUGUUUAUGUUUCAUUGUUGAGAGGUAAAUGCUGAUUUAAGUCAAGAAUUCUGAUGCAUAGCAGAACAUGGUCUGCCUCCCAUGAGGAUCUGUAAUGGCAGCCAGAUGCGGAGUCAAGCAUUAUUGUGAUGAGGUUGACAUGAAGGAGGGCUAGGAGGUUAGGUGAGAAAGCAAGGGGGACGGAUAACGAAAACUUAAAUUGAGAGAAAAGAGUAGAAAAAAAAGUAUAAAACACAAUAAAUCGUAUACUUUCUCCGCGGAAUACCUGCGGAGAAUGGAAGAAACUAUGCCGAACGCCAUCGUGUACCUCAUGAACUUCAAGCAAACCAACCACGUAUGACGAUACUUACG